CGAUUAAAAUGAAAUAAGAAAAAAGAAAAGAAGGGAAAAACAAAAAGAGAGAGAGAGAGAGAGAGAGAGAGAGAAACAGAGGAACUAAAAACACUGGCAUUUCCGAACGAGUGAGAAGAAAAAGGCUGAAUAGAGACCGUACUGAGAAUCUGAUGAUCUGAUGCCAAAGGAGAAGCUGGACUCACAAACUUGUUGAGUGGGUUUUAUCCAACACUAAAGUGAAGUCAGUUGAAUGACUGGAUUUCUACUUCAGAAGCUACAUGUGAGUUACAGUGAUCAGCUUACUUUUUCAUUUUAGGAGAAUGGAAUCAAAGAAUUAUUUUUUUGUUGUUGUGGCUGAAUGAAUGGAAUCAAAAUACUUGCACAUGCUGAUGGGUAUGGCUUUUGCUUUGACAGAAAGGCUUCUGCAACUGUUUUGCAGGGAGCAAUAAUUCGCACCUUUGGUUCUUCCAGUUCAACUGCUGGAACAAGCAUUGGGGUUGCAGAUAGAAGUGCACUGAUGACAGUGAUGGCUGGACAGAAUGGAGAUAGCCGACGUUUGCCAGAUAUGAAACCAAAUCAUACUGAUGAACUGGAGAAAUCUAACACUUGGAUGCUGACUGAUUUCAAUAAACCGUCUCAGCUUCGUUCCCUUCGGCUUCCUGACUGCCUGAUGCCUGUAAGGAUUAGUAGGUUGACAUAUACAAAUUCAGGAGGUGCCAUUUUGGCAUUAGGAUUCAAUGCUGUGCACAAACUUUGGAAAUGGCAGGCAAAUGAGGGGAAGGCAACUUCUAGUGUGCCACCACAAUUGUGGCAACCUUCGAAUGGAGUAUUGAUGACAAACGAUAUGAAUCCUGAAGAUGCUAUUCCUUGCUUUGCUCUUUCAAAGAAUGAUUCUUAUCUUAUAUCAGCAUCUGGUGGAAAAAGUUCCCUUUAUAAUAUGAUGACAUUUGAGAGGAUGACAACAUUCAUGCCUCCACCACCUGCAGCAACAUUUGUUGCUUUCUACCCACAAGACAACAACAUUGUUGCCAUAGGCAUUGAUGAUUCUUCUAUUGAUAUUUACAAUGUCAGAUUUGAUGAGAUCAAAAGCAAGCUCAAAGGUCACCAGAAGAGAGUAACUGGCCUUGCCUUUUCUAACGUUCUAAAUAUUCUUGUAUCAUCCGGAGCUGAUGCUCAGCUGUGUGUAUGGAGCAUGGAUGAGUGGGAGAUUCCCUGGGAGAAGCAGGCUAGUAAAUUCUUGCAGAUUCCCCCUGGGCGUGUAUCAUCUCCUUGUGCACAGACCCGUGUUCAGUUUCACCAAGACCAGAUACAUGUGCUGGCUGUUCAUGAAACUCAAAUAGCCAUAUAUAAGGCACCAAAGUUGGAUUACCUUAAGCAGUGGGUUCCCCAAGAAUCAUGCGGUUCAGUUACAGAUGCUACAUAUUCAUGUGAUAGCCAGUCAAUAUAUGUAAGUGUUGAAGAUGGAAGCGUGUGGGUUCUUACUGCCACAAUGCUCCAACCGAGGUCUCGGAUUAGUCCUGAUGCAUAUUUUCCUUCUAAUCUCAGCUAUUGUUGGACAGCUCAAGGAUUUAUCCCAUUGUCAUUGCGGCUCAUCCGUCUCAACCUAAUCAGUUUGCACUUGGACUUACUAAUGGUGGAGUAUAUGUUAUUGAGCCUCCAGAAUCAAAGGGAAACUGGGGUGUGAUACUGCCUCUUGAAAAUGGUGCUGGGCCUAGCUUCAACCUUGCAGCUGAUUUGGAAUGAUUAUGCCAGGCUUUUACCACUGAUUUAUGCAUACCUCAUCUCAAUGAGUCCCUUUUUAUUCCAGGGGAAACAGCAAAUGUUUAGGUUUCUUAAGUCUGUUUAAUGCACAGCUAUAACAUUAGGCAGGUGAUUUAAGAUGGGCAAUUCUUCCAUACACAUUAAAGAGGUGGUACGCUAGUGUUAACAUAAUAGAAGAGAUAUAGGAGAGCAGUCAUUACUUAUUAGGGUUGAUGGAGAGAUAUUUCCUCUCAAAUGUAUUAAAAAUAGAUAUGUAAUCUAUCUUAAUUCUACAAAUUUUUUUCAUGUAGUGGAAGGUAUCUGCUUGAUCAUGAACAAUCCUUUGCAA
This is a messenger RNA of Quercus robur (English oak), 2071 nucleotides long. Its product is annotated as topless-related protein 4-like. Gene Ontology annotation, molecular function: protein binding. The transcript is spliced from 13 exons. The record is from RefSeq and is a predicted model, not a curated record. Bases 341 to 1666 code for a protein of 441 amino acids. Gene Ontology annotation, biological process: regulation of DNA-templated transcription. NCBI's taxonomy places the organism in Eukaryota, Viridiplantae, Streptophyta, Magnoliopsida, Fagales, Fagaceae.